Messenger RNA from Linnemannia hyalina, 1857 nucleotides. NCBI's taxonomy places the organism in Eukaryota, Fungi, Mortierellomycota, Mortierellomycetes, Mortierellales, Mortierellaceae. The record is from the annotation of a GenBank genome assembly.
AUGUCGCAAGGAAACGGACGAGGCGGUGGCAAGAAAAAGUCAAAAAACAAAUCCAAGGUCUCUAUCUCAACCCCUCCACCAGCACUUACUUCUCCACAGGACCAGCAAACAGCUAUCGAAGACUUGGUCACCAGCCCCACUGCUAUCACAGGAGGAGCAAGUACGGUCGUGGUCAACAUGGAACCCCCCACACCCUUGACCGAAACCGCGUUUUAUGAACACCACCCACAACCUCAACGGCCCACAACUAUCAACGUCGCCGACUUGCUGGGAUCCCCAAGUCCAAGCACCUACGCCUCGUCCCCAAAACCUAUUUACUACGAAGAACACCGCCGCCCCUCUCUCACCCACACCCACUCUCACCAGCACGAGCACCCUGAACCCUCGAUCGGCGAACGAUUCGGCCGUCGUCACGGACAAGACUGGCCCACCCCUCCACGUAACGACCGUUGCGCUUCCUGUCCCGGGGCGAGGUCUGAGUCGCGGUCUGAGAGUCGAGGAGGGAUGAGGAGGACGUCGGGGGUGUUGUAUAAGGUGAUUCCUUCAAGGCCUGUGAUGGGACCUGAAGUCUUUCAGGCUGCGCGGAGGAGUGAGAAGGAGAUUGGAGGGAUGAAGGGUGGGCUUAUUCAGGAGUAUUAUCGGAAUCAAAACGAGAUUCUGGACUCAUUUGCAGAGGUAGAGGAGGUGUUGAGGGAGCACAGGGAGGAAGAGGACGCGAUAGCCGGGAGGUUUCCUCAACUCCCCAAUGUCCGUUCCGGCAGCAAUCUACUCGACAUGACAACAGGAGCAUCAAUAGGAAAUAGUGGCGGUUAUGGAUCGACAUGUGGGUCUGCAACGCCUGACAAUGGUGGUCUGUCGGCAUCGACUAGUCAGAACUGUCUUGCCAAGGAUGCGGUGAUCAUCGCGGUGCCUACUACGAGUGUGGGCAAGGACGAUGAUGAGGUAGAGGGUGGUCGGGAUGAGGAGAGCGCGCCGUUGAUUGAUGUGCAAAUGGCGAUCAAUGUGAGUUUCAUUGCGAACAUCUUCCUGGUCAUCAUUAAGAUCUGGACUGUACUGUUGUCAGAUUCAUUGGCGGUUCUGGCGUCGAUGAUCGACUCGCUCAUGGACCUGCUGAGCGGCGCCAUCAUUUGGUACUCUGCCCGACUCCGUAGUAACACCACCGACGGACACCGAUACCCAGUCGGCAAAGCGCGCAUGGAACCCCUCGGGAUUAUCGUUUUUGCUGCCGUCAUGGUAACCUCGUUCAUGCAGGUCAUGCUCCAAGCAUUUGAACGACUGGUCGAGGGUUCUGAUGAACCACCCGUCGAUCUGGGGCUUGUGAUCCUGUUACUUCUGGCGCUCAACAUUGUGAUCAAGUUUUUGCUGUGGUUGUGGUGCAGAACGAUGAAGGAUAGUCCGAGUGUGCUGGCGUUGGCGCAGGAUCAUUUGAAUGAUGUUGUGUUUAACAUCUUUUCGACGUUCUUCCCUGUCGCGGGCAAGUUCUUGGGAUGGUGGUGGUUGGAUGCUGCGGGUGCUAUGGUUCUGUCGAUUUAUAUCAUCUCCGAAUGGACCGGUACCUGCCUCCACAAUAUCAGGAGACUGACAGGACAGGCAGCAUCACCUGCCGAAUUCCAACAACUGACAUACAUGGCCUACCGGUUCUCAAACAUGAUCCAAGCCAUCGACACCGUCCGGGCCUACUACGCCGGUGACGGGCUCUUUGUCGAGAUUGAUAUCGUCCUCCCACCGGAUACUCCACUGUCGCAGGCCCAUGAUCUGGGCGAGUCUUUGCAAGGCGCGUUGGAGAGGCUGGAUAAUGUUGAGAGGGCGUUUGUCCAUAUUGAUUAUGAUGCUGUUCAUGCUAUUGAGCAUAGGUAG